AGCUAUUCGAGCACUAGAAACUAGAUGGAAUUCAAUGUCUCGUCGUUUUGCGAAGGGGAAGAGUCUAGACAACUCAACAGCACCGCGUUAGAGCAUGAUGAGAAUGGGCGAACCGCUGAAUGGAAGGUGUCGCCAAUCGCCGCAGAGCGUCCCAGCAAGAUUUUUCCGAACAAAGCGAGAAGCGGGUUCAAAACUCCGCUAAGAAGCAUUAAUACUACUGACCCGUCAACUUCCGGAUAUGACUCUAAAAGUAUCACACCACAGCAAAACGAUCCCAAGCUCUCAAUGUCUGCAGAACUUUCAUCAUUCAUAGCCAACAACAGCCUAAACCCCUUGGACUCGAUUCUUCUCAAUUCCCUGCACAAAUCCAUCAACUUCAGCCCUCGCGUCGUUUUUUCUCAAGAAUCGUGUAGUCAGCAGAAAGACAGCGAAAAAUUUCAAUGGAGCAUCGAACAGUUGGCCAUUUUGAAGCCCGCGCAUAUUUCAGACGAUGAAAUUGCGGCGAGCUAUCGAUCACCAAUUCCCGAGGUGGAGGAGAAGAUUCAGGAGGUGCUCAACGAGUAUUGGACGAAAAAUGUCAGUUAUAUUCCAUCUCCAGACGGUCCCCGAUACAUAAAUCUAUCACAUCGUGAUGGUACAGUAACCACGUUCACUUAUGGCGCCGAAGAGAAUGCCACGUCAUCAUCGGCUCCAGGAGCAGCUGCUGGAACUCCUGCAUCACUGGCGAAUAUUGUACGGAAAAAGGAGGCUGUGAAGGCCGCCUACGCCACGUCAUCACCCAAACAAAGGCCUAGAAAUUUCAGGAACAUUCGCCAAGUUCGAAAUCGUCCAGCACAAACCGAGCUCACAAUUCCCCCGAAUUUGGAUUUGGACCUGAAAAAGUUGCUCGGCGAGCAAUUCGUCUAUCAGCCAGACGAGGAGGACGAGGAGGACGACGAGGAAGUGUUCAAUGUGUCGGUUUCAUCGAAUUUCUCCACGCGACGACGGUUAUUCUCUGCUGGUGGAACGCCGGGAGCUCCGAGAGAUGACGAGGAUGAAGCUGAUGACGUGGAAAAUUCGUCGAUGCUCUCUAACGAUGAUUUGAUGCUAAAUGAGACGAAUGGACAACAUUUUAACGACUCGCUCUCGCCAGUACGUAAAGACGUGACAGAUGACAUUGAUGAACCGGAGACAAGUAUGACAACUUCCGGUGCAACUGCAUCACAAAUUGCAAUUAAUAUCUCGAUUCUCAAUGAUUGUAUGAUGAACUCGAUUGACGAAGAAGAAAUUGAUGGAAAUGAGGAAGAAGGGAAAAAUGAAGCUGUUCAUCAUCAGCACAAUGUCUUCUCUCAUUCUCAUUUGGAUGCCAACGAAUACGAGAUUCUCGACCGUUCUUCUUCAUCCAACGCGACGCCACGUCACGAGGAUCUCGACUGGACGCCACGUCGAUUUCCGGGCUCGGCGAACAGCAACCCAAUGCUCCGCGGGAUUAUCACUUCCGGAGGCAGUGGUGGUGGCGGUCCACAAGAUUUUAGACGUUUUGUGUUCGACAUGUCGCCGAUUCAUCCUAAUCAUAAUGCUCCUGGAGCCAUGAGAACUCCGUUACAACGGUGCCAUCCAGUGAAUUUGCCACGUGGCAGGCUGGAUUUGAAUGAUGACGACGAGGAGGACGAGAAUACAGAGAAAUAGACGGAAUUCGAAGAAAAAAUCUCAAUUUUUUAAGAUUGAAUAUAUGCCUCGUGCCACAUGAAUUUUUAAAAAUUUCGAAAAAAAGAUUCAAAAAAUUGAAGAAACCUGUAAAUUGUAUUCGUACAGAAAAGCUGUUAAAAUUUUAAAAAAUGCGGCUGUUUUUUCGAAUUUUUGCAGUUUUUUGACGGAAAAAAGUUUUCUGAAAAAAUGAUAAUUUUAAAAAUUUCACCCUUGAAAUUUAAAAAUUUCAGGUUUUUUUUAAAUUUAGGUUUUUUCAGAAAUUUUCCAAAUUUUUUGGGCAAAAAAAUCUAAAAAUCAAAUUUUCUGACUUUUUUUUCAAUAUCCACGUGGCACAAUUUCUGUCUCAUUUCCUGGUUUUUUCCCUAAAAAAUUCAAUUUCCAUAUAAUUUUUAAUUCCAUCUGAUCUUCAUAUUGCUUGUAUCAUUUUCUGUGAUUUUUAUGUUCUUUAUGGCUUCAAAAAAUGGUCCAAAAGACCUCAAAAAAUCCUGUACUGAUUCGUUCCAUAUUAAUUGACAUUUUCAAUAUCUAAAAGUUAUAUAGUUUUUCUCCUUCUUUCUGUUCUUUUGAUCCAACUUUUUCGUGUCUUUUUCCUGUGUUUUCUGGUUUUGUCGACUGGUUUUUUGCCUAGUUUGGGGCUUUUUUACUACACUUUCCUGUUUUUCUUAACUUCCCUGAUUCGAGCUAUCAAAUGAACACACUUUGUACCCAUUUA
This is a messenger RNA of Caenorhabditis elegans, 2401 nucleotides long. RefSeq names its product Protein aurora borealis (gene spat-1). The record is from RefSeq and is marked reviewed. NCBI's taxonomy places the organism in Eukaryota, Metazoa, Nematoda, Chromadorea, Rhabditida, Rhabditidae. The coding region runs from base 25 to 1668 and encodes 547 amino acids. The transcript has 9 exons.